Lathyrus sativus (Indian pea) is the source of this 333-nucleotide messenger RNA. Lineage: Eukaryota; Viridiplantae; Streptophyta; Magnoliopsida; Fabales; Fabaceae. The record is from the annotation of a GenBank genome assembly.
AUGUGUGUAUUGGAUUUACCUGUAAUAGGGAAUAUAUUUACUUGGGUCAAAAGUAAUGGAAGUUGUAGGAGCAGGAUUGUCAAAUUCUUGAUGACUGAAGGUUUGAUAGCAAGAUGGGAUGUUAAGGUGCAAAGGGUGGAACAUAGAGACAUCUUAGACCAUUGUCCCAUUCGGAUUCCGAAUAGUAAGAAGAAUUGGGGACCAAAACCUUUCAAGGUGUUCAAUAGAUGGUUCAAUCAUCCUAAAUUCGUUGAGUUUGUUGCUUCUUCCUGGCAGGGUUUACAGGUUGAGGGAAGUCCAACUUUUAUUCUGGCUGAGAGGCUGAGAAGCUGA